This is a messenger RNA of Rosa chinensis, 822 nucleotides long. RefSeq names its product pre-rRNA-processing protein TSR2. Gene Ontology annotation, biological process: maturation of SSU-rRNA from tricistronic rRNA transcript (SSU-rRNA, 5.8S rRNA, LSU-rRNA). The coding region runs from base 48 to 629 and encodes 193 amino acids. The transcript is spliced from 4 exons. NCBI's taxonomy places the organism in Eukaryota, Viridiplantae, Streptophyta, Magnoliopsida, Rosales, Rosaceae. The record is from RefSeq and is a predicted model, not a curated record. Gene Ontology annotation, cellular component: nucleus.
CUAGAUUGCCCUCGUCAGACCGCUGAGAGUUAGCAAAGCCCUUGAAAAUGGAGCCUGAGAGAAAGCUAACGGCGGCGGCUGUGGCGGCGUUCCAAGAAGGGGUCGGGCUAGUUCUGUCGCGGUGGUCGGCGCUUCAAUUGGCCGUUGAGAACGAGUGGGGUGGCCGUGACUCGCGCCUCAAGGCCGAGCAACUCCUCUCCGAUAUCGUCUCCUGGGUCAAUCACUCCACCGAACCUCUUUAUAUAGAUGAUUUAGAAGAAAUGCUCAUUGAAGCUAUGAGUUCUCUCAAUACUGUGAUAGAGGAUGGUAGCAUUGAGGAGGUAGCUGAAAAAUUAAUGAUUAUGCAUGAAGAAUGUUUGGAUUGCAAUUUCAAGUCUAUUGAAAGCCUAAGGGAAGCCAAUAGUCGAAGAGUUCCAACUCUUCAUGUUAAACAGGUUGUGGAUGACGAUGAAGACAGUGAUGAUAAUGAUGAUGAUACUGAUCCUAGCAUGAAUAAAGAUGAGUCAUCAAACAUGAAUGUGGACAAACCAGAGUCUCAUGCAGUAGAGCCAAAGACCAGGCAGGCAGUUGAAGCAGAAGAUGGUUGGGAGGUAGUCGGACCAAGAAGAAGUAGGGGUAAAAGGAAUUAGGUUAAACCCCUUACAUGCAACCCCCUUGUAUGCUACAUGUUAUACUCAAUUUUUGUCAUCGUUUACUCGUGAGGUAGAGUAAUUAUAUGCAGACCCAGUUGUUUUCAUACCAUGUGUGUAAAAGACGUUAAUCAGUUUUAUCUAUGAUUUUGUGAUUGUUCUUAAAGCAUUUGGCUAACAUGCAAGUUUAAUA